AUGACGCUCACCGAAGCCGACCGCGAGAUUGCGGCCGCCGAGAUCGAUGCCUCGCCCAAGGAGUUUGCCGGUCAGGCGUUUCUCGCUCGCCGUAGCGAUGAGGUUGAGAGGGUCAUGUCGGCGUCGUCGGUUUCUACCACGUCUUCCGAGGAAAGGCAGAGGAGGGCGAGACGUAUGAGCGGUGUUUCGACACAACACGACCUUGAGAGGCACCCUACCGAGCUUAGUCGCAUCCAGACCCAGAGGAGUCAGCACAGCGGCACUGUUGGGAGGACAGGAACCAGGGGAAGCAGGACGAGAAGCAGGAGGUCCGAGAAGCCUCUUCCCCCUUUCGGCGCCGGAAAACCCUACCCACCCCAGCUGCCCGAUCCGGAUGAGUAUGUGGUCGAGUUUGACGGUCCCGACGACCCCAUGCACGCCAUGAACUGGCCCAUCAAGAAGAAGUUCUUCACUGCCGUUAUUCUCGGCUAUACUACCUUCGUUGCUGCGUUCGGUUCGUCCAUCUUCUCCUCGGCAACCAGCUCCAUCGCCAAGAUCUACCACGUCAACCAGACCGUCGGUAUUCUUGGUGUCUCUUUCUACGUUCUCGGUUUCGCUACUGGUCCGACACUAUGGGCGCCUCUGUCCGAGUUGAAGGGCCGUAAGCUUCCUCUGGUUAUCGGCAUGUUCGGUAUGGCGAUCUUCAGUAUCGCCACCGCUACCGCCAAGGACCUCCAGACCAUCCUCAUCACUCGCUUCUUUGGUGGCUUCUUCGGCGCUUGCCCGCUGGCUGUCGUCGCUGCUGUUUUCUCGGACAUGUUCGAUAACAGGACGAGAGGUAUUGCCAUCACCUUGUUCUCCAUGACUGUCUUCACUGGUCCCAUGAUGGCUCCCUUUAUUGGUGGCUUCAUUUCGACCUCGUACCUUGGCUGGCGCUGGACUGAGUACAUUGUCUCCUUCAUGGCCUUCCUCGCUUUCGGCCUGGAUCUCCUCUUCAUGAACGAGACCUACCCUCCCCAGAUUCUGGUCAAGAAGGCCUCCGAGCUCCGCCGCCGCACCCUCAACUGGGGCAUCCACGCCAAGCAGGAGGAAAUCGAGAUUGACUUCAAGGAGCUUAUCCAGAAGAACUUCUCGCGUCCCAUGCGCUUGCUCUUCGGCGAGCCCAUUGUCGCCCUCCUCUCCAUCUACAUGUCCUUCAUCUACGGUAUCCUGUACCUCUUCCUGACGGCCUACCCCAUGGUCUUCCAGGGUGUCUACGGCAUGACCCCCGGUGUUGCCGGCCUCACCUUCUUCGGCAUGAUCACUGGCCAGAUCCUCGCCGGUGUCACCAUCCUUCUGCAGCAGCCGUGGUACAUGCGCAAGCUCAACGCCAACAACGGUGUACCCAUCCCCGAGUGGCGUCUCCCCAGCGUCAUCGCCGGCGGUGUCGCCUUCUCCGCCGGUCUCUUCUGGUUCGGCUGGUCUGGCUACAGCGGCAAGGUCCACUGGAUCGUGCCCACCCUCUCCGGUAUCCUCUCCGGCUUCGGUCUGGCCUCCAUCUUCCUCCAGGCCCUCAACUACCUGGUCGACUCGUACCUCAUGUUCGCCGCCUCCGCCAUCGCCGGUAACACCUUCCUCCGUUCGCUCGCCGGUGCCGGUUUCCCUCUCUUCUCCACCUACAUGUUCAAGGGCAUGGGUAUUGAGUGGGCUUCCACCCUGCUUGGCUGCGUUGCCGCCGCGCUUGUUCCCAUCCCCAUCAUCUUCCUCUACUACGGUGCUCGCAUUCGCGCCAAAUCCGCCUACGCUCCCACUUUCGCGCCCAGGGCUGCUGUUGAGGACGAGAGCGGUGAUGAGACCAACUCUGAUCAUGCCGUCGGCGAGAAGGAGCAGCCUUCGGGUGUGCCCAGGAAGAGUGGCGAUGCCGCUACUAACGCUGUUUAA
This is a messenger RNA of Sordaria macrospora k-hell, 1899 nucleotides long. RefSeq lists its product as uncharacterized. The record is from RefSeq and is a predicted model, not a curated record. Gene Ontology annotation, cellular component: plasma membrane. Gene Ontology annotation, biological process: transmembrane transport. Gene Ontology annotation, molecular function: transmembrane transporter activity. Lineage: Eukaryota; Fungi; Ascomycota; Sordariomycetes; Sordariales; Sordariaceae.